AUGGAGAAAUCUCUGCAAGAAAUGUAUCCAGAAAAUGAUUAUAUUUUGCAAUUUCCAGAAAUGAAAGUGCCAGACUUUAUACUUGAUGAUGAAUGGAUUGUGCCAGCUGAACUCAUGGAGAUGAUUAAUAUAAAUGAUUUACCAGUAGUUAGUGAAGGCAGGGAGAAGACAAUAUGGACUGGUACUAUCACUGGUCAAUUCAUAGUAGCAUCAACAAUGGAAGUCAUAAGGCAAAAACUCCCUUCUCUACAUUGGACUAAAAAGGUAUGGCACAAAUUUAUACAUCCCAGUAUAUCUAGCAAUGUUUGGAAACUAGCUAGAAAUAUUUGUGCAACAGAUGAUAAUAUGAAGAAGAGAAAGUUCAAUAUGGUAUCAAGAUGCAUAUUAUGUAGAAAGGAGGAGGAAACAAGAGACCAUAUUCUUUGGUACUGCAACUACAGUGAGAUCAUUUGGAGCUGGCUUGGUGGUAUUUUCAAUUUUAAAAAUCCAAGAUCAUUUGAAGAUAUCCUUCAGUUGGCAAAAAAUAAGAGUCUUGCUAUAAAAGAAAUAUGGAUAUUGAGUGCAUUUAUAACUAUGAAGGAACUCUGGUUUUUGAGAAAUGAUUGUACCUUUGGGAAAGGUAAAUGUGAUCAGAAGGUCACUAAGGAAAAAAUAACAAAAGCAAUAUCAGAUAGUGAUCUCAGAUUGACAGCAAAAAUGUGGAACAAACAGUAUGAUUUACAGGUACUCAAGUUUUUUGGUUUGAAGACAAGGGGUGUGAAGAAUCUGAUCAUUAAAGAAGUCUUUUUCCAGCUACCGGAACAUGGGAAAUUACUUCUCUGCUAUGAUGGAGCCUCUAGAGGAAACCCAGGUUGUGUUGUCUAUGGGAUAGUGGUAAGAAUUAACACUGGAGAUUUUGUAAUUCCUAUUUCAGGUGGUCUGGGCAUUUCUACUAACUAUUAUGCAGAAAUUUUUGCAAUCUUAAUGGCAGGAGAAUGGGCAAUUCAUCAUGUAUUCAAGGACCUUGUCUUCAGAACAGAUUCCAAAGAUGUCAUAAGUGCUUUCCAGAGUAAUAAACUUCCAUGGUUUGUAGUCACAAGAUGGGGAAAGAUCUGUGCAGUUGUAAUUGCUUGGAGUUUUAAACAUAGCUACAAAGAAGUCAACUUCUCUGCAGAUACAAUGGCAAAGAGGGGUGCAAGGUUAAGAAGAGGAGAACAGAGAAUUUUUGGAAGUAAACCAUCAUUUCUGAGCUAUCUAGAAAAUACAGAUCAAGUGUAUUUUAGAUUUUGUUAG
This is a messenger RNA of Papaver somniferum (opium poppy), 1272 nucleotides long. RefSeq lists its product as uncharacterized. The record is from RefSeq and is a predicted model, not a curated record. Gene Ontology annotation, molecular function: RNA-DNA hybrid ribonuclease activity; nucleic acid binding. Bases 1 to 1272 code for a protein of 423 amino acids. The transcript has a single exon. NCBI's taxonomy places the organism in Eukaryota, Viridiplantae, Streptophyta, Magnoliopsida, Ranunculales, Papaveraceae.